Molecule: messenger RNA, 555 nt
Organism: Uloborus diversus
Lineage: Eukaryota; Metazoa; Arthropoda; Arachnida; Araneae; Uloboridae
Product: U24-ctenitoxin-Pn1a-like
Exons: 5
Coding region: 79-513 (144 amino acids)
Biological process (GO): cell-matrix adhesion
Cellular component (GO): basement membrane
Source: RefSeq, a predicted model, not a curated record
UAGACAGAUUUUAUGCUCUUGGAUUUUACCCGUAGUUUCCCAUACAGCUAAGCUUGAUUCUGAAAAGCAGCUAAAAUCAUGAAGUGCACUUUUAUUCUCUUGAUUGUGGUGGUUGCCGUUGCUUGGGCAGAAGCCAAAAGCGACUGUGAAAAGCACCGCGAAGAAGCUGAAAAGAUUGGAACUAUCAUGAAAUUGAUUCCCAAAUGCAAAGAAAAUGGUGACUAUGAAGAGCUCCAGUGCUACAAGGACAGCAAUUUCUGUGUCUGCUAUGACAAGAAAGGACAUGCCGCAUCACCCAUCUCAACCAAGAUCAAGGAGUGCGGAUGCUACUUGCGCAGGAAAGAAAAGCUGGACCGCAUGUUGGACAACGCUUACAUACCUCAGUGCGAAGAAACUGGCGCCUGGGCACCAAAACAAUGCUGGGAUUACAACAACAGCUGUUGGUGCGUCGACAAAGAAGGCAACCAAGUAGGAAAAAUCGUUGCCGAAGGAGACAACUUGAAAUGUGAUUAAAUUUAGCUUUAGGGAAUCUAUAAAAUAAACUUUAAUGCUUAA